AAUGUGACCAAUUUUCUUGAGUGUUACUACUAUACACUGUAUCAUUUUACCUCUCUCUACCAGUUGAAUCGACUCUCCAGCUACCACCGUCACCUCUCCCAUGAGGACGCAGGAAACACCUGAUGCACCUGGCGGCAUCCUUCAAAGUCCUUACCCACAGCAGAGCUCUUCUGACUCGUUUUACAUCGCCUUAGCAUGGAACCCUACCGCCUUUUGUUGGGAUUAAGUGUCUUUUUCCACUUUGACGACUUUGCCUCCACAGAGGUCACGUGCAAGAUGAAGGCCAAGUUCAACCUGAAUGGCUACAAGGAUGUGGAGAAGAAGAAGGUCAUCAUCGGCGGGAUGUUUCCUGUCCACAUGAGCGUUGCCUCUAGCGCUGGCAACACUUCACGACUGCCUGUAUCCUCGGGCUGUGAAGGAAUGAAUUACCGCACGUUCCGCUGGACCCAGACCAUGCUGUUUGCCAUCAAUGAAAUAAACAAGAUGGAAGAGCUGCUGCCCAACACCGACCUGGGCUACGUCAUCUAUGACUCCUGCUUCACCAUCUCCAAGGCCGUGGAGGGCACCCUCACUUAUUUGACCGGUCAAGACGAGGCAGUGCCCAAUUACCGCUGUGGCACGGGGGCUCCCCUGGCUGCUCUCGUGGGGGCGGGAGGCUCUGACUUGUCCAUCGCCACUGCCAGGAUCCUGGGACUCUACCAUUUUCCACAGGUCAGCUACUCCUCAACCUCCUCAGCCCUAAACAGCAAGUUCCAGUUCCCAACCUUCCUGAGGACCAUUCCCAACGACAUACACCAGUCAACCGCCAUGGCCCAGCUGGUGCUGCACUUCGGCUGGACCUGGGUUGGAACUGUGGCUGCAGACGAUGACUACGGCAAGUAUGGCAUCAAAGACUUCAAAGAGCAGGUCGAAGAGGCCGGCGUCUGUAUCGCCUUCUCUGAAACUCUUCCAAAGGUAAAUUCCCCUGAAGACAUUGAGCGAAUUGUCCAAACCAUUAUUGAGUCCACGGCCAAGAUCAUUGUAGUCUUUUCAUCAGACGUAGACCUCAGUCCUCUGGUGCUUGAGCUGAUCCGGCAAAAUGUGACCAACCGCACUUGGAUCGCAAGCGAGGCCUGGGUCACGUCGGCUCUCAUCAACCGACCUGGAGUGAGCUCUGUGCUAGGCGGCACCAUUGGCUUUGGGGUGAAAAGGGCCGACAUACCUGGUCUGAAGCGACAUUUACUGGAUCUGGACCCUUAUGCCGAUCCUCUCACCGAGGAAUUUUGGGAGAAGUUGUUCAACUGCACGUUAGAUUAUGGUAAAGCUCUAAGAUCGGCCAAAGAGAGGGCCAAGGCAUUCAACGGGACAAUGUCCAAGGCAGUAGAGGUUGUUCUUGGCGGUUUGUGUACCGGCAGUGAAUCCCUGGCUCAGCUCAACAACACAUAUUCUGACGUCUCCCAGCUACGAAUCACCUACAGUGUGUACAAGGCGGUGUACGCCGUUGCCCAUGCUUUGCACAAUCUGGAGCACUGCAAGGCGGGACAGGGGCCGUUCAUUGGGAUCGGCUGUGCUGACAUCACCGAGUUUGAGCCAUGGCAGCUGAUGUACUACCUGAAGAAUGUGCGCUUCAACGUGCCACACACAGACGAGGAGGUCUACUUCACUGAUGGAGAUGUGGAGGGCUUUUACGACAUCAUCAACUGGGGAGUCGAUAGCAACGGGGAAAUAGCUUAUGUGACUGUGGGCCACUACAAUGGUUCUGUGGCUCCAGAGCACAGGAUGACCAUUCGGAAUGAUUCCAUUGUUUGGAACAAUGAAGCAUCGGAGCCGCCUCGGUCAGUGUGCAGUGAGAACUGCAUGCCUGGUACCAGGAAAGGGAUCCGACAGGGAGAGCCGGUUUGCUGCUUUGACUGCAUUCCGUGUGUCGAUGGCGAGAUUAGCAACAUGACAAACGCCCGGGAGUGUAUCCUGUGCAGCGGCGAUCACUGGUCCAAUGACGCUCACGACGCCUGCGUGCCCAAGAUCGUCGAGUUCCUGGCCUUUGGAGAUCCUCUUGGGAUCACUCUCAUCGUCAUCUCUACCUUUGGAGCCCUUGUCACCUUCGCCGUAGCGGUGAUCUUUGCCUUACACGUCGGCACUCCUCUGGUGAAAGCCAACGACGCUCUCCUGAGCUUCUCGCUGCUUUUCUCGCUGAUGGUGACCUUCCUCUGCUCCAUCGUCUUCUUGGGAGAGCCUCAACACUGGAGCUGCAUGACCAGCCAAGUUGCUCUGGCUCUGGGCUUCGCACUGUGCCUUUCCUCCCUAAUGGGCAAGGCGGCAUUACUGAUGCUGAGAGCUCAGGCUAUGAAAGCGGCCCGCGCCAAGGCGAAGGCUGCUUCCAAAGCUGCCAAAGCCGCAGCUGAAGCGGCAGCCAACAGUGGCGGCCCCGAUGUCAUCGCAACCAACACAACAAACCUCAACGAUGUUGCUGCUCGCGUCAAGCCUGACAGCCUCACAUUUGCGCACCAGAGGGCGAUAGCUGCCGUGGCCACGUUGAUUCAGGCUUUCGCUUGCACCGUGUGGCUCAUCCUCCUGCCGCCCUAUCCCGUGAAGAACACUUCAGCUCAGAACAUCAAGAUCAUUCUGGAGUGCAAUGAAGGUUCUGUGGUCUUCAUCUGUUGUAUCUUUGCUUAUGAUAUCCUACUGGCUCUGCUGGCCUUCGUUUUCGCUUUCCUGGCCCGGAAAUUGGAAGAUCACUUCAGUGAGGCCAAGUGUGUGACUUUCGGCAUGCUGGUUUUCUUCAUCGUGUGGAUUUCCUUCGUCCCAGCUUACCUCAGCACACGAGGCAAGUUCAUGGUGGCCGUCCAGAUUUUUGCCAUCCUGGCGUCCAGCUUUGGGUUGCUCAGCUGCAUCUUCUUGCCAAAGUGCUACAUUCUCCUCCUCAAACCUGAACGCAACACCGAGGAGAUGAUGAGACCCCACGACAAACCACGUGAUGGAACCUCAACCGGGACAUCGGUGUCACUUGCGACCUCCGCCACUGAGGUCAACUCUACAAUCGCAUCAACUGCUUUUGAUGAUUAGAUGUACUGUAGCUAGGCAGGGUGAGAUUAGAUAGUAUGUUACAGUAAAAUGAACACUUUAUAGACCAAAAAUGCACUUGGGAAAAUGUGGCUUUCCUGCAUCAGCCACUUUAGGCUUUAAGACCUCCGCGACAUGUUGUUAAUAUUUAAAAAUCGAUUCAUUUUUUUUUUAGCCAAUUACACUUAAGUCAUCCAUAAAGUGCAUUUCUUUAUGUAGGCCUAUGUUAUAAAUACAGUCA
Messenger RNA from Hippocampus zosterae (dwarf seahorse), 3280 nucleotides. Its product is annotated as vomeronasal type-2 receptor 1. NCBI's taxonomy places the organism in Eukaryota, Metazoa, Chordata, Actinopteri, Syngnathiformes, Syngnathidae. Gene Ontology annotation, molecular function: olfactory receptor activity; G protein-coupled receptor activity. Gene Ontology annotation, biological process: G protein-coupled receptor signaling pathway. The coding region runs from base 196 to 3042 and encodes 948 amino acids. The record is from RefSeq and is a predicted model, not a curated record. The transcript has 14 exons. Gene Ontology annotation, cellular component: membrane.